Messenger RNA from Leptosia nina, 1821 nucleotides. NCBI's taxonomy places the organism in Eukaryota, Metazoa, Arthropoda, Insecta, Lepidoptera, Pieridae. The record is from the annotation of a GenBank genome assembly.
AUGUAUUCCAAACGUGCUACGUCCAUCUUUAAUUACUACACUUCAUACAAUAAUUUGGUGAACAGACAUAUAAAAAAGAAUCAACCAGUAAUUCAGUUAUACUCGACCGUAAACUCACGUGAGUUAAAACGCCGUCAGAAAGCUGAACAGAAAUUAAAAGAAAAAGCUGAAAAAGCUGCUCAACAACCGGCUGUAAAUGUUGAAAAGAAAAUUUCUAAAGCUGAAGAAGAAAUCAGUCCAAAUGAAUAUUAUAAGCUGAGAACCGCUGCUGUGGCUGCCCUUAAAACUGGAAGUAAAGAGGAGCACCCUUAUCCACACAAAUUCACUGUUACAAUAUCUUUAGAAGAAUUUAUUGAAAAGUACAAUAAUCUAAACAGUGGAGAUGUCUUGGAAAAUGUUACUCUCUCACUUGCAGGCAGGAUCCAUUCUAUCCGAGAGUCUGGUGCCAAACUUAUAUUUUAUGAUUUAAGAGGGGAGGGUGUAAAGAUUCAGGUUAUGGCUAAUGCUAAAUUGUAUGAAACGGAAGAAAAAUUUGUGAAAGAUACAGAUAAACUGAGAAGAGGUGAUAUUAUUGGUUGUACAGGUCAUCCAGGCAAGACAAAAAAAGGUGAAUUAUCAAUAGUUCCCAAAACAGUGCAACUGUUGUCACCAUGCCUUCAUAUGCUUCCUCAUUUGCAUUUUGGCUUGAAAGAUAAAGAAACAAGGUUCAGAAAACGAUACCUGGAUCUCAUUUUAAACAAUAAGGUGAGACAAAUAUUCUAUACAAGAGCUAAAAUUAUUGCCUAUAUAAGAAGAUUUUUAGAUAAUCUUGGCUUUUUGGAAAUUGAAACGCCAAUGAUGAAUAUGAUCGCAGGGGGUGCAACUGCGAAACCUUUUAUAACUCAUCAUAAUGAUUUGAAUAUGGACUUGUAUAUGAGAAUCGCACCAGAACUGUAUCACAAGAUGUUGGUAGUUGGUGGUUUGGACAGAGUUUAUGAGAUUGGUAGACAAUUCAGAAAUGAAGGUAUUGAUCUCACCCAUAAUCCUGAAUUUACCACUUGUGAAUUUUAUAUGGCAUAUGCAGAUUACCAUGAUUUAAUGGAGAUCACUGAGAGUUUGCUUUCUGGCAUGGUAAAGAGUGUUCAUGGAACUUUCAAGGUAAAAUACCAUCCUGAUGGACCAGAGGGUGAAGAAGUAGAAAUUGAUUUUUCUCCACCAUUUGCCAGAGUACCCAUGAUCGCUACUCUUGAAAAAGAAUUAAAUGUGAAGCUUCCACCAGCAGAUAAACUUGAUACACCUGAAGCCAAUGCUAUACUUAGCAAGCUUUGUGAAAAGCAUGAGAUUGAAUGCCCUCCACCAAGGACAACAGCUAGAUUGUUAGACAAAUUAGUUGGAGAAUUUCUUGAAGAAAAAUGCAUUAAUCCAACAUUUAUUUUGGAUCACCCUCAAAUCAUGAGUCCCCUAUCAAAAUACCAUCGGGAUGUACCUGGACUAACUGAGAGAUUUGAAUUGUUUGUAAUGAAAAAAGAAAUAUGUAAUGCAUAUACUGAGUUGAAUGAUCCAGUUACCCAAAGAGAGAGAUUUGAACAGCAAGCGAAGGAUCGUGCUGCUGGUGAUGAUGAAACUCCUCCUACUGAUGAAGCAUUUUGUACAGCACUAGAGUAUGGUCUUCCACCAACUGGUGGUUGGGGGCUAGGUGUUGACCGUCUCACUAUGUUUUUAACAGAUUCAAAUAACAUUAAGGAGGUACUAUUGUUCCCAGCAAUGAAACCAGAUGAUCCUAACAAACAUAAUACAGAUGAUGGUGCACCAGAUCAAAAUGUAACUCAGAAUGGUGCAUAA